AUGACUGGUAGUACUGUGAUUAUUGAACUUGUUGGACGUCUACUUGCUAUGCUUCUGCAUAUUCUGGGUUUAUAUCUUCUUCAAAAUUCACGUUACAAUAAUGAAAAUCAAAAACUGUUGCUAACUCAUUUAAGUUUAUCAGAAGUUCUGCUGUGCCUAAGUGGUGCCCUGAAACAUGUUCUGACAUAUCUCAACGCAGACACAGCAGCAUUUUAUGUCUUUGCAUUGAAAAACACUGGAUUUUCUACGUUAUAUUACUUUAUGAUGUUGGCAUUGACUGUUGAUCGUUUUUGUGAGUUUUAUCUCAACAUUCGCUAUCCAAUAAUAUGGAAUUCCACCAAAACAAAGUACAUAAUGGGAUUAAUAUGGGGUCUCAGCACAUUGUUUUGCCUUGUUAUAGUUUUAUAUAUACCAUCAAAUUCUAAUAUGGUAUACCUUAUCAGUUCGUUAUAUGUCUAUCCAGGAUGCGAGAUUUUAUGCAUGGUAGCUAUUGUAUUUACUUACGGGUAUCUAUUUACAAAAUUACGUAAAAGUCGUCGAGUGAGACAUACGGCCAGUUACUCUUCAUCAGCACCAGAUUUCCCAUCUACAACAUCUGGAAAUUCAAACAGUAAAAUAGUCAUCAAAAAACCAAAAAGAUUUUUCGUGCCAACAUUAAUCAUAUCGACAUUUCUUAUUUUCAUGUUAUUACCAGAUCAAAUAUACUUCUACUUAUAUCUUAGAGGUAUUGAGGUAUCUUCAUUUGUUCACGAUUUGUUUGCAAUAAGUUACUGCAUUGCGUAUGCAUCUGAUGCCAUUGUUUACAUAUUUCUGUCUUCGCAGGUGCGAAUGACAUUACUUAAAAAGAUUAGGCUUCGAAAUUACACUUCAUAA
Hydractinia symbiolongicarpus is the source of this 873-nucleotide messenger RNA. RefSeq names its product galanin receptor 2b-like. NCBI's taxonomy places the organism in Eukaryota, Metazoa, Cnidaria, Hydrozoa, Anthoathecata, Hydractiniidae. The record is from RefSeq and is a predicted model, not a curated record. The transcript has a single exon. Gene Ontology annotation, cellular component: membrane. Bases 1 to 873 code for a protein of 290 amino acids.